UCUCAGCAUGAAGUUGCAGAGUCACAGCUGUGUAGGUUUGCAAUGCCGCAUGAGUUGCAACCAUGGUGAGAACAAUGGCUUCCACACGAGUAUCAGCCACGAAGCAGUAGCUGAACAAAAGUUUGCAACAAAAAUCAAAGUCCCUGUCGUUUCUACAUGGGAACCGCUUCUAUAAGACUCCGCGUGAUUACAGAUGGGCAAAAUUCGUUAUUUAAUUCGUUGAAACGCUUACUGUUGAAAAACGCAGUACAUUUGCCUUUUAGGAAAUUCAUCCAAACUAAAUUUCGAAGCGAGAGUGCGCACAGCCUUCUUUGAUCGCCCCACGCAUAUACCCGCUUCAAGCUCUCGAUUAUGCGACGUCCCGCGCCAGACAGGCAAGCCUGGCAAAAGCGUUACCAGAUGCCGAUACAAAGUUUAGGCAGUCACAAGCGCGCGCUGCGCUGCUCCUCGGACCUCGCGCAUCGCAUGAGUUGGCGGCGGACUUUGGGCAAAAACAACGGUUGUGGUUCCAGGGCGGUGCCUGGCACUCUCGCAAUGUACUCGAGUUGCAAGCAGACGACGUCUGCUUUUCGGCGAGGCUCCACGGCUUUUUUCUCAGGCGCCUUUCACGAUUACAAGCGGUCGAAGGCCGUGAGAGAGUCGUCUUCAUCCCAACGCUGGAAAUGAGCCAACACGCGAGCGGCGACGGAGCCGAGUUCUCGCCCCACGAGAACCGAGGACCGGGCGGCGAUGGCCCGCACUCCGCGGCGGCGUCUGGCGACAACCAGCUGCAGAGCAGAUCUCUCAUGGAGGCGAGCGUGGACUCGGGCAUCCAGGAGACCACGCGGGUCGAAGACGUCAGCGGCGUCCGGCCGACCAUGGGACGCCGGAUACUGGACGCCGUGCUGUUGGUCAGGCUGGAGAUCUUUCUCGCGUUGUUCGUCGUCGCGAGGUUCAUGACCAUGACUCCCAUCCAGGACCUGCUCCUCCAGAAGGCCUGCCUCAACCGGAUGCACUACAAUGAGAGCAUCUGCUCGCACCUUGACGACUACGAGCAGAUCAAGAACGAGGCCGAGAAGGCCGCGAGUAUGACCAGCAUGAUCCGCACCAUCGUCUCUCUGGCGCCGGGCGCCAUCAUCGCCAUCUUCGUCGGACCCUGGUGCGACAAGUACGGCUACCGGACGCCGCUCCUCAGUGCCAUGACGGGCUUCCUCCUGAGCACGGCGCUGACCAUGAUGACCGUGUACCACAUGUGGAUGCCUCUCUACGUCAACAUCCUGACGACCAUCCCGGACGGCUUGAGCGGCGGCUUCAUCGUCGUCUUCACGGCCAUCUACAGCGAGGCCACCCUGACCACCGACUCGGAAAGCAGAAGGGCGCGCUUCUUCGCUCUAAACUUCACCAUGUCGCUUUGUUCUCCGCUGGCCGCCUUCAGCGGAGGCCAGCUGUACGGUCACUUUGGCUGGAGGACGGUACUGUACGUGUCCUUCGUCAUUGCCAGCUUGUCUAUCGUGUGGAUUUUGGUGGCCAUCAAGGACCUGGUGAAGCCCGAGCACGCCCAGGACGGACUCUGGGUGAAGUUCCGCAACCUGUUCGAGGUGACCAACCUGGCCGAAGGUUUCAAAACAUCGAUGAAGCCCCGGCCGAACAAGGGAAGGGCUCAGCUGUGGUGCCUCUUUGGCGCCGUCUGCUGCGUUGUGUUCGACAUGGCGUCCAUGGGAACCAUGUACUACUACGUGCGCAAGAUGUACUCCUGGACAGUGGCCCACUACGCCACGGUGUCCUCCAUCUCCUCGGUGAGCAACGUGGCCAUGAGCGUGCCCAUCAUCUUCCUCUUCGUGAAGGUGCUCAAGAUAAGCGACCCCGCCAUGGCGCUCGUCGGCAUCUCCUUCGCCAUCGUGCAGAUGACCAUCCUGGGGCUCGCCUUCAAGGAGUGGCUCUACUACCUGCACUGUGUGUUCGGCAUCCCUACCUUCCUGGGCCAGGUCGGUGUGCGGACCCACCUGUCCAAACUGGUGGGACAAGACGAAGUGGGCAAGGUGUUCUCCUUCCUGGCCUCGUUCGACGCGGUGGUGCCCGUCCUGGGCGAGGUGCUCAUCACGUCGCUGUUCAACUGGUCCCUCGACUUCCUGCCGGGACUGCCUUACCUGGUGGCGGCAGGGAUCACCUGCAUCGCCGCCGGACUCAUCGCCUACGUGACGAAGGUACAUCGGGAGGGCGUCCAGUACGAAGACAUGUCCAAACAGGAGGCGGUCCCGGCACCCAUCAACGACUGAAGAGCAGGGCCGGUGCGACUGAGCUAUCGAACACAUCGUGAAAUCUAAUAUUAUGCGGCGGCCACAUGAAACGCAUUUCCGACGUAUUAUCGGCGCGUCGUCGUACAGCGUCCGCGCGUUCCUUUUGUACCUCACGUGAGUGGCGGUGUUUUCUCGGCCGAAUUCGUGCGUAUCGUGAGGUACUUUCUGUCGCUGACGAAAGCGUGGAGCAGUGUUCGUAGGCCUAAAUUACCGCGUAGUCAUGGCUAAGCGUGAAGUGGACGACGACGGCAUAACUAUGAGAAAAUGUCGGAAACGCGUUACUUGUGGCUUCCGCUUGAGAGUUUAUUAUAACAGCGUAUUUUAGCGUAGCGUUAUCGUUCUACCGUUCUUGUUACCGAAAGCGCCUGCCGUCGACUGCGCAUGUGCGGGUAUGCCGUGCCUCCGAGGUGGAAAGCGGUGAUAGUGACGCUAUGCUAAAACACUGUAAUGACACUUACGUCUCUUGCAGCGUUUGCAUGGAUUCGCCAGUAACGUGUGGAAUCACUACGCCUGUCGGAGAUGCGAGUUGGCUUUAGCGAAUCCAUGUAAGCAGCUUACACGUUGUAUCAAAGGAAUGGGGAUGUGGUGGGGAGGGCAGGGUUAGUGAAGGGUUGCUUGCGAUACUGCUGGUGUGGGGUGCUUCGGACGCAUGAUACGACGCGCCUCCACCGUCGCGCGACACGCUACCUCGGCAACGACGGCGGGUCGUGUUGAACCUGAUGCGUCAGCAAACGCGACUAGUUAUAGAAUGUCCUAGAAUACUCAGUAUUCUAGGUCACUCACUUAGUAACUAGCACGGCUUCGCUUACGCGCACUUGGCACAGACACAAGUGCGUCACUGCGCAUGCGCGUGGCUGCCUCCGAGAUCCGUGCGCACACGCCGUGACUACUACGCCUGUUGCUCGAAGAGCGAUGAAGCCUGCUUUCCGACUCGUGCGCAAUCGAGACGAUCAUCGGUAUAGUUUCGAUUCUGAGCCAAUGCAUAGAAGCGUCAAGUAGAAGCAUUACGCGUAUGGUAUUAGCACGUAUGGUAACGAAUGUAUGUGAAAAGUGUGGCCCACUGUUUCAAUGGACAAACAAUCACGAGAUGGGAGCGAGUUUAUAUAUCAAGGCUGAAAGCGACCAGCUAGCUUUGCAGCGCGUACGACGUGAGGUACGUGGCGAUGCUCCCGUCCUACGUACGAACCUGCUCGGUGCAUUGAGAGUGCUUCCGCCAGGACCCACAGUUGUAGAGCACCCGCAAACUUUGAUCGGGGCUCAUGAGUGUUCCGAUUAAAAGUGGACCACACGGUGUGUGUGUGUGUGUGUGUGUGUGUGUGUGUGUGUGUGUGUGUGUGUGUGUGUGUGUGUGUGUGUGUGUGUGUGUGUGUGUUGUUACCUCUACCUCUGUACAUGUCUGCUGGUUACGAGCCCGACGCGCUUGAUUCGGUGCAAUUGUCAAUGCUUCUCACACAUCUCUACUGGUGUGACGUAGAACCAUUGUCGAACUACACAGUCAUGAUUACGUACCGCUGUUUGUUCUUAAUGAGACUUAUCACGCGCGAAGGCUGUUUCCUUCUACAGCAAACGCGCUACUCUUGUAAUAUCAACAGUGCAUGACUGCUGCGUUAAUAUAUAUAUAUAGUGUGUGUGUGUCGGUGCUGUCAAGCGAGUCAAUGCAGAGGCUUACUGUAAAACAAAAUAGAAUUGACAGCCGACUUGGUUUCGUAGUCAGCACGUUCUUUUCUUUCAUUUUUGUGCAGCUGUGGGAUCUUCUUGGCUACUUUUCAUACAAUAUUUGCUAAUGCGGUCCAGUGUUCCUAAACCAGUCCAAAGCAGUGGAAUACUUUGUAGCCUGUCCAACGUUUCUGGAGUGACGCCAGAGAAACGUUCCUAAGGGACGUUCAGCAAUCGUGUCUAAAAGGGACUAUACGCAAUCAUUCGCCGCGACAUCCCUUUAGCACUUCUAUGCUAUACCGCUGUUUACCGCGGAAUACUCCCACGAAUCAUAGCAGGUGCGAGAUGUUUCCCGGAAUACCCAUCUGGCAAACAAGCGUAAUGUCAUAGAGCCCAGAAGCGCACAGACAUUGUUGCGCACAGUAAUAAACAAAUGAUUGGUUUAAUUUUGUGCAGCGUACGCUUGCGGAAGAACUUACGCGCGCCACGCCAAGGCAUUGUCCAAGAUCUGCACGCUUUAUGAGCGUCCGCGAUUUGUGCGUAGAUCUCUGUUACUCAGGUUCUUUCUGUCGCUCAAGGUUUGGAGAAAAAAUCCGUCCAUUUUUACAUACACAUGCGUGGUCGUAUUUUCCAUUGAUCACUUUAAUGUAUACCUCUGCGUGGCAUAACGUCCGCCGUGAGUCAUCGCUUUAGCGGCAGUAGACUCUAGAACUGUAUACUAGACUCGAGAACUAUACACAGUAGACUUGAGAACCAAACGAGAUGUGAAAGCAACUUUGAUUGAAGGCGUGUCAUUGCUUUCGUCACAUCCGCUGGUUUGGCCAAUAAACGCGCACAGAUAGAGACGGAUCGAUAAGGUCACAGCAACGCUCUGCCUGCCUGCCUGCCCAUGGUUUUCACAUUCGCAACCAGUAGUAGGUAAACGUAUGUGUAGAAGUUUUGCUGGAGGAAACUGUAGAAUAUUAUGUGAAAUCAUGUGGUGGAAGAGGCAUCUGCUUCAGUGCGUAUGCAGUCGUAGUGCAGUUUUCGUCAAAAAAUGGGAAGACUACUGCGCGCAGAACUCUCGGAAAGCCAGGAACUGCGCUAAACAGAAACGAAGCACUCGUGGCGACGUUACGCUUAAAUUGACGCGCUAGCUUCUCGUGACGUCACAUUUUGAGAGCAUCUGCUUCAGAACUAGUUACAAAUUAUUUUUAUCAAUAAAACAAGUUAGUUUGCGUUCGAAAGUAAGCGAACACUAAAUCAGGCAGUUUUUGGUAGCCUUCCCCGCAUGAAAAUGGCCGAAAUGCGCUAAUUGCUGCCGAGUCCUUGACAUAACUAACUUAAUGCACUGUCGUGUAAUUCAAAAAGAAAAAAAAAAGAAUAAGAUCCCAGUUCGGUCUUCAUUUUUUCCCGCUGAUAAUCAACCUCCUUAAGGUUCUGGGUGAAUUUCACUUUUGAAGCACGCUCAUCAUUUCCAGUUUGGAUCGUACUGCAAUCUGCAUUUCACACUUCAUCGUCCGUUGCCUAUAUUUUGCCUUUAUCGGCGAAAUGAGAGGAGCAGCGUCAUACUCUAUGCCUGCAGCUUUGCAGCUUUUGAUCGACCCGCGACCUCCACGAUUCGGCACGGUUAUAGAUCAAGUAGAAAGCGGGGAGUGGCCCGUGUAUAUUUGACGAAAACUGUGGCCUCAUGCGCGGAAACUUCUUUAACGUACUUACCGUAUUACGUGCUGCGCUGUACUAGUAACGUACUCUUAAUUCUGUAUCGACUUCUAAACACGAAGAGCGUGUUUCAGUGGGUGGGGCUUUCCGAAAGACUUUGCUUGCCUUUCACCGAUAGCCAUGACAGGGUGGGCGCUAUCCAUGUUUAGUUUUUGGACCUUGUGCGUUUUACUUAUACGCUUCGGUGAUCUACGCGGGCACAGUUCACUCAGGUGUGUAUUUGUCUAGAAGAAAAAUAUAUAUCUUGCUUUCAUGCAGGCGAUUAAAAUGUCGCAACCGUUUUGUUUUUGCGUCUUUGAGUUCCAAACGUCCCUCACGAUGAAUGGACGCUGCCCACGUGGUACUUGUGCAAAGACCGUGAAGCGCGCGGUUCGGUCAAACGAGCAGUUUGUUAUUUUCACCAGUAAGAACUACACUGGAAUUUUUUUCUUUUAUCUGCUUAGCUCUUGUCGACCGAGCUUUCAAAAUGCCUCAUCGUCAGUGCUACUGGUGACAUAUUUAUUUUUCGUUACUUCGAGUAGAAGUAAGCUUUGAUCAAACACACAUUUUUUUUACUUUAUCACCCGCUCGAGAAGAACGGGCUCGUCGGUUCAGAAAGUGGGCCGAUUUCACAAUGCAAACUUCAAGGGGACCUUGCCAUUUCACAGGUGUACACCCGUGAUGAAAGGUAUGCUGACCACAACGUUGCAUGAAAAACAAAAUUUCUUUGUACCUGACGCGCACGGCCCAACAUUGACGAGAGCAGUUGAGUUCGGGCUGCGCUGUUCGACGCCCACGCUGUGAAGAAACUGGGGUUUGGCGGCAGAAGCCUGGGUCCGUAUAUCUUUGAUCAAGGGUGUAUCCCUCAGCAAUCUACUCGUUGUGUUCAGAUGACCUUUUCUGAACUUCUAACCACAAAAUACGUAUCCCUUAGGGAUCAAACAUGCUUGCGAUUCGUUUUUGAGUGUUUCAUGGUCUAAACUGUUACCUGUAUAAUUAGAAUAACUCAAUAAAGAAAAGUAAGUACA
This is a messenger RNA of Dermacentor silvarum, 6640 nucleotides long. Its product is annotated as proton-coupled folate transporter. NCBI's taxonomy places the organism in Eukaryota, Metazoa, Arthropoda, Arachnida, Ixodida, Ixodidae. The record is from RefSeq and is a predicted model, not a curated record. Gene Ontology annotation, cellular component: membrane. Gene Ontology annotation, molecular function: transmembrane transporter activity. Gene Ontology annotation, biological process: transmembrane transport. The coding region runs from base 663 to 2255 and encodes 530 amino acids. The transcript has 7 exons.